AUGUGGGCUUUCAUGGAGGGCUGGUUCACGCCCAGUUCUCUCUUCAUCUUCCUCAACCUCGUGAUCGGUACCAUCGUCCUCACCUCCCGUCUCGGCUUCCCCAGGCAGCAGCCCCCCCAUCACCAUCUCGGGUCCUCCUCCGACUCGCCCCCGCUCGCCCGCGCUCCUUCCCUCCUCGACCGCGUCAGGUCCAUCGACUUCUCUCUAUACAAGUUCGGCCACCCCGCCGGCGGAUACCCGGAGCCGGACGCCGUCCACUACGAGCAUUCUUACCCGGAGCACGAUUUCGCCCGCCGGGCCGAGUCGCCCCCGCUCGCCCGCGCCCCGUCCCUCCUCGACCGGCUCAAGUCCAUCGACUUCUCUCUCUACAAGUUCGACCAUCCCGCUGGCUAUCCCGAACAGGACCCCGUCCCCGUCCAAGGCUCGUACCCGGAGCCACAGUCCUCCCACCCAGUGGAAUCGCCGCCUCUCGCCCGAGCGCCUUCCCUCGUCGACCGGCUCAAGUCCUUCGACUUCGACUUCGCCUUCUACAAGUUCCAAGCGCCAAGCUACGCCCAGCCGCAAGCUGAUCACGACGAACAUUCAUCGGAACAGGAAUACGCGGACCGAGUCGAGCCGCCCCGGCUCGCCAGAACCCCAUCUCUCCUCGAGCGACUCAAGUCCAUCAAUUUCUCUUCCUUCAACAGAUCGAGCGAGCCCGACCCGGACGCAGAUGCGCUUCACCACCUCGGAGUUGACUCUGAUUCUGAAGACGACGACGACGACUCAGUUCCCUACGCUGACGCUGAUCGGGCCCCUCAGGACCAUCUAGUGAGGAGGAUCAGGUCAGACUCGAAGAUAGCCUCCCCUGGCGAGGCUACGGCGAGGCUCCCCGCGAAGAUGAAGAAGUCGGCCAGCGAGAGGUCGGCGUUCGGGCACUUCGAGGAGGACGACUUCGUGGAGCGCCGGAGGACCGAGACGGCGAGAGAGGGCAAGAAAAAGAGCGGCGCUGCGGCGGCGGCGCCGUUUGAGGAAGAAGGACACGAGAUCGACGCGAAAGCCGACGCCUUCAUCAACCGGUUCAAGCAGCACCUGAAGUUGCAGAGGCUCGACUCGCUCCUGAAUUACAGGGAGAUGCUGAACAGAGGCGCUUCGUGA
Molecule: messenger RNA, 1137 nt
Organism: Rhodamnia argentea
Lineage: Eukaryota; Viridiplantae; Streptophyta; Magnoliopsida; Myrtales; Myrtaceae
Product: pathogen-associated molecular patterns-induced protein A70-like
Exons: 1
Coding region: 1-1137 (378 amino acids)
Source: RefSeq, a predicted model, not a curated record